UAAUUUAAUUAUCAGUGCUUUAUGUUUAGGGUUCGUAAAUCUCAACUAUUGGUUCUAAAUUCUUAGAUUGUGAAACAUCAUAACCAAAAUUAUGAGCCUAAUCUGAUUAUUGAAUCAAAUAUCCCUAAAACUAUGUAUUUUUCGAGAUAAUUGAAUAUGAAAUUAGAUCUCUUUUCCCUCCUGCCCUGCUUCAGGGACGGGCCUGUGAAUUAUUGAUUGUUGAUAUGGAAAAUGGAGAUCAGGAUGUUGAUGUUGGAACUUGGUUUUCCAAUUUGCUACAUGAUCAAUGGGUGACAGUUCCUGUUGCCGGUCGUCGACCGCCGGGUCGCUAUAAGCAUGCUGCAGCAGUUGCCGGGCAAAGGCUUUUCAUUUCUGGUGGUAGUCGUAACGGUCGCCACUUGUCAGAUAUUCAGGUUUUAGAUUUUACAAAUACUACAUGGUUGUCGCUGAAGCUUCCUGCUGCCCCAGCUGCAGCUAAAUCUGAAAAUGAUAGCUUGGUACAAGUCUUCCCAGCCACCUCAGGUCACCAUAUGAUUGUUUGGGGACAGAAGUUGCUACUACUUGAUGGGCAUUCAAAAUAUUCUAGUUGUGUAACAGUACGAUUUUUGGAUCUAGAGAAGCAACAAUGUGGUGUUAUGGAGACUAUUGGAGAAAUUCCGGUUGCUCGAGAAGGAGAGUCAGUCACACUGGUUGGCUCAAAAUUGAUAGUGUUUGGUGGUGAAGAUAUCCACCGGAAACUUCUAAAUGAUAUAUAUAUUCUCGACCUUGACACAAUGACUUGGAAUAAAGUUGAAGCUACGCAGAAUCCGCCUUCUCCAAGAUAUGAUCAUGCAGCUGCUGUACAUGCUGAACGUUACCUCCUGGUAUUUGGCGGAUGUUCUCAUUCAACUUGCUUCAAUGAUUUAUACGUGCUAGACUUGGAAACAAUGGAGUGGUCUCAACCCGAGACUCGAGGUGAUUAUGUAUCUCCCCGAGCUGGACAUUCUGGUAUUACGGUGCAUGGAAACUGGUAUAUAGUUGGUGGUGGAGACAAUAAAAACGGAGCCCUCAAUACACUAGUCUUAGAUAUGACCAAGCUUGUUUGGUCAGUGGUAACUACGGUGAAACCAAGAGAUCCACUUGCCAGUGAGGGAAUCAGCAUCUGCUUAGCUCACAUUCAUGGGGACCAAUAUUUAGUUGCUUUUGGUGGAUAUAAUGGAAAUUAUAACAAUGAGGUACUUGUUAUGAGACCUAAACUGAACGACUCUGCACGUCCUAAAAUGUACCUGUCCCCUGCCGCAGCUGCAGCAGCAGCAUCCGUUGCUGCAGCUUAUUCUAUUGGUUCAGGGAAGCAGUUGGAUUCAACCAAGACAGAGAACACUGAAGUAGAAGGUGCAGGUCAAAAGCAGGAUGGUUUUUCUGGUACGACUAGUGUUAAAGAUGCAAAAAGACUCUUGGAAUUGUCACUUGCUGAAGUUAGAGAAGAAAACUCUAAGCUGAAGGGAAAGAUGGAUGAAAUUAACAGUAACCAUGAAGAAUUAUCCAAGGAACUUGCUUCUGUUCAAGGUCAGUUGAUAUCAGAGAGAUCAAGAUGUUUCAAGUUGGAGGCACAGACAGCAGAAUUACAAGGCAUGUUGGAAUCACUCCCUUCUGUAGAGGCUGAAGUGCAAUCACUAAGAAAAGAAAAAUUCUUCACUGAACAGGUUGAGCACAAUACAUCAGUACAGAGACAAGGUUCGCGGGGUGUUUGGCAAUGGUUUUCUGGUGGUGAAAGCAGUCCUUGAGAGUUCACUAAAUAUUUCAACUCUAAAUGUAUUGCAGUUUUGGUAGCUUUCUGUUCUGAAAUGGCAGUCGUCGUCGUUUUUUUUUUCCUAGCAGCAACUAUGCAUUGCUUUAGCUGAAAAUUUGGCAAUGUUACAUAAGUUAAUUGAUUGUACUUGGCACUGUUUUAGAUGAGACAUAAGAGUCAUUGCCUCGUCCUAGCUCUUAUUGUCGCUUCUUUUUUAAUGUGAAAUGUGGACUGAAAAUUGUACAAUUAUUCUUCAAUUUUUUUGUGCAAUUAACAAUUGUACUUCAUUUCUAUUAUCCAUGCACAAGUUCUCUAUC
Molecule: messenger RNA, 2085 nt
Organism: Chenopodium quinoa (quinoa)
Lineage: Eukaryota; Viridiplantae; Streptophyta; Magnoliopsida; Caryophyllales; Amaranthaceae
Product: acyl-CoA-binding domain-containing protein 4-like
Exons: 14
Coding region: 225-1763 (512 amino acids)
Molecular function (GO): protein binding
Source: RefSeq, a predicted model, not a curated record